GCCCUCCUUGUCCUGUUGCAUUUUGAAAAGUACUGGUGACGGUUCAUGGACUGUGGAGGUACGCAGGCCAAAACAGAAAUGCUCGUCAGACAUAAUGGGAGGAUUUUCAUGGCUCUCUGUAUAAUCCUCUUUACAGGAUGCACAAUACAAGGGGCUCCUGUCCAAAGAGGCCGAUAUAUGAGAGUGAGGUGCAGACCUAAUGACCGCUUUGCAAAUUGCGUUGAAGAACAAGGACCGGUUUUUGACAUUCCUGAUGGAAAUGCUAACAUGAUCCUCCCUCCGAAAGCUGAUCCAGCACUAAUGAAGAAAUUUCAAGACCAUCCUGAUACUUUUACGCUUUCUGGAGAUGAAUACGGAUCAGGAAAUGAAGUAGAUCCAGAGUUUGGGUCAGGCACUGACUAUGAGAUGGAUGAUCCCAGUAUUCCUGAGUUUAAAAUGAACCAACCAGAUCAGAAACUGAAACUUAAAUUAACAAAGGAAGGUUUAUUCCUGCACGAAAACAGACUGUGAUAUCUGCUCUGGCUACUGUGAUCUUAUUUCUUAAAUGCCUUUUGUGUUUUAUGACUGAAUAUAAUUACACCAAGAUAAAAAUAUUGUAUGAACUAUAAAACCAGCAAAUAAAUGCCUUUAAAUGUUUAGCACUUUUCUUUGGUAUAAACUGUAAUGUAUACAAGCUUUUCCUCUUCAGAGAUGUAGACCAGCAUUUCAAAAUCUGUGAUCCCUUUUUACAGUUGUGGGUAAAAACAGCAUGAAAUAAUCAGACAUAUAUAUUCAGGUGCAAGUUAGAUGAAGGGAAAAAAGACAACUAAAUAUAAAAUAAAAUGCAGUGAUGCUAGAAUCAGAAAUCAGUAAGAGGAGUCCCAUGUCAUUCUGGAGAUUUUGGGGUAUACUUUUCAUGUACCCAGGGAGCUGGUCACAACAGCAACACAAGAAACAGGAGCUGUGCACUAUUGCCAUUGAUGGCUACCCCUUGAUUUAUGCCACUCAAGGAAGCUUACAUAACAUUAUAUAACAAUUUUCAAAAUAGGAAGCUUUUGAGGUACCUUCAUUAAUAAAAAAGCAAAAGGGUUGGUUUUGUAAUGCACAAAAUAAUAAUGUUGUACUACUCUGGAAUGGGUUGUUUGUUGUCUGACAAACAGCACUAUUCUAAAUGCCUAAAUCUCUCAUGCUAUUUCUGAUUAUAAUAUAACUUGGACUUAUGCUUGCAAAUCUGUUCAUCUUGUAUUUUGUUUUUACUGUAUGGUGCUAGAAGCAUUUCACCCUGAUACUUGCAUUUACAUAACUAUAAUUCUAUUAAAACUGAGGUGCAUCUAAAAA
This is a messenger RNA of Sceloporus undulatus (fence lizard), 1317 nucleotides long. It is a transcript of the gene SRGN, whose product is annotated as serglycin. The transcript has 3 exons. NCBI's taxonomy places the organism in Eukaryota, Metazoa, Chordata, Lepidosauria, Squamata, Phrynosomatidae. The record is from RefSeq and is a predicted model, not a curated record. The coding region runs from base 46 to 510 and encodes 154 amino acids.